Dovyalis caffra is the source of this 357-nucleotide messenger RNA. Lineage: Eukaryota; Viridiplantae; Streptophyta; Magnoliopsida; Malpighiales; Salicaceae. The record is from the annotation of a GenBank genome assembly.
AUGGACAAUAUAUAUCUUCCACGAUAUGUAAGCAAAGAGUUUGUCUAUACAGGAAACUGUACUAAAUGCAUCAAUGUAACGAUAAGAUCACUAGACGUGCCAGAGAAAAAACAAAUUGAGAAAAACACCGGCAGAAGAGACCUCGAGGUGAAAGCUGGGAAAAAGCAAAGAACCCUGAAAAAGGAUUUGGAGACAUAUAGAGAUAAAGAGAAAGAGAGGAAUGGAGUGAGGAGGCAAGGGGUGGAGAGGCAGAGAAUGUAUACUGGGGUCACUCUUGGCCCUUCUAUUGGGAUUUUGGGAAGUGUAAAAGACCCUUUUAAUAAAAGGGGCUUAAAGCCUCAUGAUUUGGGGCGGUAA